Grus americana (Whooping crane) is the source of this 2182-nucleotide messenger RNA. Its product is annotated as cytochrome P450 2J2-like. Bases 212 to 1690 code for a protein of 492 amino acids. Gene Ontology annotation, molecular function: iron ion binding; oxidoreductase activity, acting on paired donors, with incorporation or reduction of molecular oxygen, reduced flavin or flavoprotein as one donor, and incorporation of one atom of oxygen; heme binding. Gene Ontology annotation, cellular component: cytoplasm; intracellular membrane-bounded organelle. The transcript has 10 exons. The record is from RefSeq and is a predicted model, not a curated record. Lineage: Eukaryota; Metazoa; Chordata; Aves; Gruiformes; Gruidae. Gene Ontology annotation, biological process: xenobiotic metabolic process.
AGCAAACGAGCUUCUGCAAAGGAGGAAAGCGCGAGGCACUCAGAGCAGCUGGAGCCUCCCCGGCACUGGGAAGCCGACGCCAGGACACGGCACGCUGUGCCAGCACAUUGCCCAUCUGCCCCUGUGCCUGGGGGGUUCAGUGGUGCCCCGUGAGCUCAAUCUGCCCUGACCUGCUGUGAGACAUAUACCUGCAGAGCCCCACCAUCCACCCAUGCUGCGCUUCCUCUGGGAGAGCAUCUCCUUCCAGAUGCUCCUUGUCUUCCUUGUCGUCUUCCUGCUCGUUGCCGACUACAUGAAGCACAGAAAGCCAAAGAACUACCCUCCCAGCCCCUUCUCCCUCCCUUUCAUUGGGCACAUCUACCUGCUGGACUUCACCAAUCCCCAUACAUUGGUGCAGAAGCUUACUGAGAAAUAUGGGGACAUCUUCAGCGUGCAGCUUGGCAGCACAUCAUUUGUGUUCGUAAAUGGGCUGCGGAUGGUUAAAGAAGUUCUUGUACACCAAGGGGAAAACUUCAUAGAUCGCCCUGAAGUUCCUCUCGACAAGGAGAUCUUUAGCCGCAUAGGACUGGUCUCCUCCAACGGGCAACUGUGGAAGCAGCAGAGGAGGUUCACCUUGACCACCCUCCGAAACUUCGGCUUGGGGAAGAGGAGCCUGGAGGAGCGCAUUCAGGAGGAGUGCCGAUGCCUCGUGGAUGCAUUUGGGGAUGAGCAGGGGAAUCCUUUCAACCCUCACUUUAAAAUCAAUAACGCCGUUUCAAACAUCAUCUGCUCCGUCACCUUUGGCAAUCGGUUUGACUACCACGAUGAGGAAUUCCAAAAAUUGCUGCGGCUGAUGGACGAGACAGUUAGCCUCCACGGGACCAUCAUGAGUCAGCUGUACAACUGUUUCCCGUCUAUAAUAAAGUUCUUCCCUGGAUCCCACCAAACCAUUUUUAAAAACUGGAGAUUGUUGAAAAGUUUCGUGAGAGAGAAGAUCAACAAACACAAGGAGGACUGGAACCCAUUGGAAAGCCGAGACUUCAUUGACAGCUACCUGCAGGAGAUAGCCAAGGAAAAUGGCAACGGCAGCUUCCAGGACGAAAACCUCGUGGCAUGCGCACUUGAUCUGCUGUUCGCUGGGACGGAGACCACUUCCACAACCAUCCGCUGGGGUCUGCUGUUUAUGGCCAUAAAUCCAGAAAUUCAAGCCCACGUGCAAGCCGAGAUCGAUUCGGUCAUCGGGCAGGCACGGCUGCCAGCCCUGGAGGACAGGAGCAACAUGCCCUACACCAAUGCUGUCAUCCACGAAGUGCAGAGGAAAAGCAACAUCAUCCCUUUCAACGUGCCAAGACUGACGGUGAAGGACACAGUCUUGGAUGGCUUCCACAUACCAAAGGGCACUGUUUUGCUCCCAAAUUUAACCUCUGUCAUGUUUGACAAGAAUGAGUGGGAAACUCCCGACACUUUCAACCCUGGGCAUUUCCUGAAGGAUGGUCAGUUCUGGAAAAGGGAGUCUUUUGUGCCAUUUUCCAUAGGGAAGCGUGCCUGCCUGGGCGAGGUGAUGGCCCGCUCCGAGCUCUUCCUCUUCUUCACGGGUCUGCUCCAGAAAUUCACCUUCCAGGCACCCCCAGACACCACGCUCAACCUCCAGUUCCAGCUGGGCAUCACGGUGGCCCCAAAGCCCUACAAGAUCUGUGCUGUGCCUCGGUAGGGAAGCCUUGGCCACCGUCCUUGCAGGGAAAAUCCUUUGGCAGGGAUGCAGAACACGAACCCUGGGCAGUAGUAAUAACCGCCUGGCUCCAGGGAGAGGCUGGGUGGUUUGUUUGCUUCUUCUAAAGCAAUUGCAAAAUCAUUUCUUUUACAAGCGGACCUCGCACUCUGCAUGACAUGGGUAAAGUGAUCAGCCUGGGAUCUGCCAGGGCACUUUUAGGCUUGCAAUAUGGCACUGUAAAUGAGGGACUUGGGGCUUUCCUAAUUUUAUGAUGGAUGGCCAUGCUUCACACUGGCAAGAGAAUGAGCAACACUGUAGAGAGUGCAGUGUUCAGGCUGUGGCUGCGUACUGUAGAAGAGCAGUACCAGCCCUUGUUUUAUAAGUUUGAUAUAGUAAGUGCCCACAUUUUUUGAUUUUGUUAUCCUUGACAAUCCAUUUAAAAAGUUACUCUGUAACUUCUCUUUCACAUGCAUCAAUAAAUGCUUACCAAAA